This is a messenger RNA of Geodia barretti, 897 nucleotides long. Lineage: Eukaryota; Metazoa; Porifera; Demospongiae; Tetractinellida; Geodiidae. The record is from the annotation of a GenBank genome assembly.
GAAGAAGACACCCUCGCCGCGCUUGCAAAAGAUGUUGACGGCAUACUGACCUGCUUCGCGCAGGUUACGGACAAGGUUGUGCGCGCCGCGGAGAAUUGCGUCGUCAUCGGACGCUACGGCGUAGGUGUCGACAACAUCGCGGUGGACACCGCAACCGAGCUUGGUAUCGCCGUCACCUACGUCCCCGACUACUGCGUAGAUGAAGUAUCCGACCAUGUUAUGGGGCUGCUGCUCGACUGGAAUCGCCGCAUAUCCCUCUUCGACAACUCGGUCAAGGGCGCGGGCUGGGGCAGCGUACCGCUUACGAUGCGAAUUAUGCGGCUGCGCGGCAAGAAACUAGGCGUUGUUGGCCUCGGCAGGAUAGGCAGGGCCGUGUGCGCGAAGGCGCUGGCGUUCGGCUUCGAUGUCCUGACCUACGAUCCUUACAUCUCCGCUGAGCAGGCAUCCGAGGCGGGCGCCCGCUCCGUCGACAUGGAAACGCUCCUACGGGAAUCAGACUUCGUUACGCUCCACUCCCCGCUGACGCCGGAUACCGAGAACCUCAUCGGCGAGGCGGAGCUGGCUCUCAUGAAAGACGACUCCUUCCUGAUUAACUGCGCUCGCGGCCCGCUGAUCGACGAGGAAGCCCUAUACGCCGCCCUUCAGUCCGGCAGCAUCGGCGGCGCUGGGCUGGAUGUGCUGGUGGACGCCCAUCCGUCGCCGGACUACAGGCUGCUGAAGCUGGACAAUGUGCUUGUCACUCCGCAUGUAGCAUUCUUCUCGCAGGAAGCUGUCCUGGAACUCGAAGAGCGCGCUGCCGGAGAAGUUGCCUCUGUUCUGCAGGGGCAGAUGCCCGACAACCUCGUGAACACCGCCGUGCUUACUCACCCCAAUCCGAGGCACGGCCUGUCGGCCUAG